UAAAAUUAAAUACCAUGUAAAACAUUUUGAAAAAUCUAAUGGGUUAUAUGUAAACAUUGGCUACUAUUGUUGUUUAAAUAGGCCUUCUAUUGAGAGGUCUAGAUAGUCCCUUUUAUUUUAUGCCUUUUCUUCCCCUUGACUUUUAAGAUCUUUUAAGAAUAGACAUCCCACAAGUAAAUUGUUUGCAGAGAAAAAUUCUUCUCAGUUUGACGAGAUGACACUCCUAGAUGGAGUAACCAACCUUAAGCGGGUUACCUGUUAUAGCCAUACAAGUAAACGUUCUAAAAUUCCAUUUUAAACAGAAACUUACUAGAGCACUGCGGACCCAUCAAUAUUGCGGUCAAUGCCAUUAUUUUUAAUUAAUCAAACAGAUCUCUGAAGGGUGCGCAGAGGGGAGAGGGAAGCAGAGAGAUUGUUUUGUUUGUUUUUCUGAGCACCAUCAAUUUGCUAUUCUGGCCAGUUCAUUUUGGCCAAGCCCUUCGAAUGUGGAUAUAAUGGAGAGUUUAAGGACAGGGCCAGAUGGAAGUGACGGUUGGGAGCUUCCCAGAGAGUGAAAAAGCAAAGUUCUGGGGCCCUGGGGCCCGGAGCUGAAGAGGGGCUACCUGUUCUGCUCCACUCCUGGCUUCUCCGCCUGCUUGUAAGGGGAUGCACACCACCUAGCAGCCAGGCGCUUUCCCAUCUGUCUUCCAACCCACCCCAGCCUCAUCUCUCCUCCUCCACCCCCAGCACCUCCACAUCGCCCCUCCUCCAGCUCCUCUGCCUGCCUCCCAGUCUCCCCUCCCCCGCCCCCGCCCCCCAUCCCCUCCUCUUUUUCUCACUAUAAGCUGCCGAGGCUGCCAGGGCUGAGAGUCAUUUGAGCUCCCACCGCAGACAUGGCGACGUUGACAGUGGUCCAGCCGCUCACACUGGACAGAGAUGUUGCAAGAGCAAUUGAAUUAUUGGAGAAACUACAAGAAUCUGGAGAGGUACCAGUUCAAAAGCUACAGUCCCUCAAAAAGGUUCUGCAGAGUGAGUUUUGCACAGCUAUUCGCGAGGUAUAUCAAUAUAUGCAUGAAACCAUAACGGUGAAUGGGUGCCCGGAGUUCCGUGCCAGGGCCACUGCAAAGGCAACUGUGGCAGCUUUUGCAGCUAGUGAAGGUCAUUCCCAUCCUCGAGUAGUGGAACUACCCAAGACUGAUGAGGGCCUUGGCUUUAAUGUGAUGGGAGGAAAGGAGCAAAAUUCCCCCAUUUAUAUCUCUCGCAUCAUUCCCGGAGGGGUGGCUGAAAGACACGGAGGCCUCAAAAGGGGAGACCAGCUGCUGUCAGUGAAUGGAGUGAGUGUGGAAGGGGAACACCAUGAGAAGGCAGUUGAACUACUCAAAGCAGCUAAGGAGAGUGUCAAGCUGGUGGUCCGCUACACACCCAAAGUGUUAGAAGAGAUGGAGGCCCGCUUUGAGAAGCUCCGAACUGCCAGACGCCGACAGCAACAGCAGCUGCUAAUUCAACAACAGCAACAGCAGCAGCAGCAGCAGCAGACACAGCAAAACCACAUGUCCUAGGUCAUUGAGGAGAAAAUACUGGAUCCAGUGGUCUGGUCGUCAUGUCUAGUUGGAGCUGAACUUCAGGGUUACAGCAUCAGAUGAAAAGCAAAGAGAGCACCAAUAAUCAUACCUGUCAAGAAAGAAGCUAUGAACAAGCGGUGUAAAAUUCUUUACGAAGGCAACUCUAUACCUUCUUUCUCUGGGCCUGACCCCCUGCCAAUCAUGUGCUCUUUACACACACAGCCCUUCCAUUCAUCUCCCUGGGAGUGUUCUGUGUGUAAAAAUGAAGGCUUCUCCAUAUGCUGCGGGCUCCAUCUGCAGACUUUAAUACUCGAAAGAGGGGGAAAAAAGUCGGUGGCUUUUCAAUAGCUUCCCAGGGCCAGGGAUGGAGUGAGUCUUUGGUUUAAACCUUUUCCAGAGAUGAACACACCCAUUAUUAGUCUAUAGAUCAAACUGCAUCAGUUCAAGGAUUUUGCCACUUCAGAUAAGCCCUUCUCAUCCCUUCCCAUUGACAUUAUCAUCCUCAUGCCCUAUGCUAUAUACAUAUUGCAGAAUUGUUUGAAUUGGACUUCCAGUUUAUAACAAAUGCAAAACUUUUUUUCUGAAAAAAAAUAGCAAGUUAUUAUACUAUAUUUAUACUGUAUUCAGGUUGUAGAAGCAAUUGGCUUUUUACUCUUGGUGUUUCCAUGAAUUUUAUUAUGCAUUAAUUAAUAGAAUGGGGCAAUUUUAGGUCACCUUUUGCUUUCUUAGCAGCAAGGGUAGAGAACUCUAGUACUGUAUUUUUAAACUUAGGUAUUGCUUGUAACUACUAUUCUGAGAUCUAACUGAAUAUAAUGUAUAUUUAAUUCCAUAAGAUAUAUAUUGUCAGAUUGUAUUUGUUACAGAUUUAUGGUCUUUUCUUACUAUCUAUAUUCAAAAUCUGGUAAGAGAAAACUAGAACAAAGAGGCCCAGCUUCACUGAACAGUAAACACAUGCUAGAUAAAACCCAGAAUUCUGUAUUUUUAAGUUUUAUAUUUUAUGGUUAAAAAACUCUGGAGAAAUGUAAAGUGUUUCUAUCUACACUGUCAUUCUGUCUUAGAGAUUUAUUUGAUAUCAAAGUUUAGAGCUUUACAAACCAAAUUAUAAUAUAUGUAUAUAUAAGUAUGUAUAUGAAUAUAUAUACAAACACACAUACACAAAUAAUACGUUAUUCAAAGCCUUGAUGGUUAGCUUCCCAAAGAUUGUUAGGUGGAUAUCUCUGAGAUUAAAAGAUUCAAAGUAAUGAUCAUUUCUCUUGAAAAUUAAGAGCAAGAAACAAUGGAUUUCUAUGCUCUCGAGUCUAAAUGCAUAGAUAACAAUUCUUCUAGGGCAAAGAAAAGGAUUCUAACUUCUAACCACAUCUAUGUGUAAUUGGUAAAGACAGUGAAGAAUAUUUCAGUAAGGAAUAUUUACCCAGUUGACAAUUAGGUAUAAAAUAAAAGUUCAUGCUGACACACAAGAAGCAGCACUAGCUCGACUGAGAAAAAGAGGGGAACUAGCCGAUGAAUUUUCCUUGACCAGGGAGAAAUAGAAUAAUCACCUAAAUAAUGGAAUAACAGCGUUGAGAAAAUCUAAUAACCCAAGGGAGGUAUAUUUAGUAAGAUUUUUUCUAAUUAACUGAAGAAACACACUACUUGUUCUCAGAUAGUGGAACUGUUGUGCACGAUGAUAUUUUCCAAUUCUCCUUCCAAGAUUCAGCAAACAAUUUACGAUCAUAAUAGGUAGUUCCGCUUAGCCAUCUUCAACAGUGAUAAUUACCCCACAACAGAGAACACAAGCCCACUGAAAGACAGAGAGUCUGGAAAAACAGGCCACCAGCCACUUUGCCAGUUUCAUGCUGAGGUAACUAAAUGCCAAGUUCUUCAAGCCUAUUAUCUCUGAACUUGAAAGAACUAAAGUAUGAUCUCCCAGAGUGCUACACCAUGCAGCUAGCCAAGAUGACGAGAGAGAAAGAAUAUGGUGAGAGAAAACCCUUCUAUGCUAUUUGCUAAGCUUGCAAAAGGUAGUUUUUCCUUUUUUAAACAGGCUGUUUGUUAAUCCUCAGACAAACCUGUUAACCCAAUUCUUCUUUAUGGAAGUCCUUGGUCUUUUACAAGGGAGAAAGUCCUUUCUUCACCACGCUCGCAAAUUUUAACAUUUAAUGCAUUUAACUAAUUCAGAGGCUAGGACAUCUUUACUUGACCACAAAUCUUGUCUGAAUAUUAAAGUCACUAUGUGAUUUUACAUUAAUACAAAAGGAUUGUUAUUUUUGUUUGUCAUUUCAGAAAGAUUUUUCAAAACCAAAUGCCAAGUGGGAAAACUUUUCAUGCAUUUGAAACCUAAUACGGCAGUAUUAUAUGGUACAGCAGUGACCAGAUCAUAGAUGCAGGGCUGAAUAGGUUAUCUAUAUAACCUGGUGGUUAUCUAGUCUCUUUUAUUUUGCACAAGAGAAAACUGAGGCAAAGACUUAUAUAUGGUCACCGAUAAUCUUGAAAGAAGCCAGGUAUAUGAUACUUUGAUUCAAUAACUCUUAAGUAUUGAUAAUAAACAUAUGCCCAUUUUUCCCAUAAUGAGCUCCUGCUAAAUCUAUAUCAUGUCUCUUGAAAAGUCAUCUUAAGAAGACUAGAUUGUGUCUUCAUAUCUGUAUUGUUUGCUGAUCAUUAGCAAAUAGAAAUACUUUCAACAGUUGUCAGAAGUACAAUUUCUCCUUUCUCAGUUGGUUUCUCUAUCAAGGUAAUAGUUGAGAUGGCAUAGUCUGGUAUUGGGUGUUAGCUCUUUCAGACCUUAUUGAACCAAUAAGGAGAAAAAGGGAUUUUGCUAUUCCAAAUUGUAUUAAUGCUGUGAUAAGCAAUAAUAUUCCAUUUGGGAAAUCGAAGAUGAUGAUGAUAAAGACACAGUGGGUUCAUGUUUAAGCCAGCCAGCAUUACAUCAUGCAUCAUAAGUGAACAAGGAAUUAAAAAUUUGUUCAAGUAACAUUUUUAUGACCCUCUAUCAAUAACCCUAGUAACAUUGGGCUCCUCUGGGACAGAUUGAUCAUCCUUGGUACUAAGUGGCUAUGUCUCCUUAAUUACAAUGUUAUGAUGUAAGCUACAAGAAACAGAUGAUCUAAACUCUUCAAUGGAGUAUUUAUAUUUUGAUUUUGUUGCUAUUUGAAAGAGAUUCUCUGGAAAAGAGAUAAUGAGCUCAAAUUACAAUUGACUGUGGAAAGAAUAAGAGACUUUUUGAGCUCCCUCAAUUGUAUAAUCAAUAAGGAGCUCUCUCUAACUACAUGAAUCACCACUAUCUUUUAAGACAAUUCUAAGACCUAAAUGCAAAAUCUAGUAUUUACAGGCUUUUUUAUGGAUUUAAGUCUCUCUCUCUUAGAAUGCAGAGGGAUUACACCAAUUUUCAAAAGCAGUUUUCAACCAUGAUAACAUUAAAUUGAUUUUCUAUUUUUUAUGGUGCUGUGGGGGAAGCCCAGGAUUUAGGGUCAGAGGACCUGAAUUUAAAUGCUGCCUCUUAUUCUAACCACCCAUAUGACCUUGGGCAAGACACACAAUCACCCUGUGCCUCAAUUUCCUCUUUUGUACAAUGAGGAGGUUAGACCUUUGACAUCACUUGCAGCUUUAGCUCUAUGAUCCUAUGACCCAUAAUUAUUUACUCAACUGUAUCUAUCUGGUACCUGCACAUGUGAAUACUUAUGCUACUCUGAAGAUCCAUGGUUACUUAGGAAUGUAUAGAUAAUAGUUACCAUUAAAAAUGUAUCCAAAUAUUCAAUUACACCUGUAAAUGAAACCAGCUCAAGAAGGGAUUAUAAAUACGAGAAGCUUAACUACUGCAGGUCAAGAGGAGACCUCAGACCAUUUCUAGGCUGUCCCCAUUCCCUUCCUUUGGAUAAGCUAAAGGGGUUCCAGGGCUGACUUGGGACACAAAUAUACCUUAGGACAGUAGAUAUUUGGUUCAAAAAUUCCUAGGUAAACCCUGACAUUUCUAUUUAGGGGCAGCUUGAAUGGGAUUGCAAUCCAUGCCAGAACAGGGAUUAUCCACAUAGGGAAAAUCACAGAUUCUUGAACAUUUCUAAAAUAGUAAUAAUAAAUAUAAAGGAUGUGGCAAAAGUCUUAGCUUUAGCAGCUUAAAAAUGUAAGAAGAUUUUUGGCACACAGUAUAAUUCUUCAUCUCUAAACAAUGUACAGCUUGUACUGAUAGGUUAAAUGUUACUUAUGAAUUCCAUCACAACAAACUGAGAGAUGAUAAUUAGAUAGCAUUGAUAGUAACUUACAUUUCUCCAGCCCCUUAAGUCUUCCAAAGUACUUUCUUCAUAAUUUCCCUUGAGGUGAGAAUAUAUUAUUAUCCCCACUUGGCACACGAGAAAACAGGAUUCAGAAAUGUUAAGUUACUCAUUGUCAUGUAAAUACCAAGUGUUAGAAAGAAAAUUCCAAUUUAUUAUGUGGUUCAGUAGAAUAAGUCCUGAGUCUGGAAUCAGAGGAGGAAGUUCAAAUCAUGGUUCUAUCACUUAAUACCCAUGUAACCUUAGACAAAUCCUUUGAUCUCUUUGGACCUCAGUUUCCCAAUCUGUAAAGUAAAAGGGUGGGAUCACUAAGAUUCCUUUCUGCUUUAAACUUGUGAGUCUAUAUUCCAAAUUCAAUAUUCUAACUACCAUGCCAUUCUGCUUCUUUUCAUAAGCCCUUGUUAAAUAAAUGGGAAUGAGUUCAAAGAAUACUUAGAAGGGUUUGAUUUCAUUCAAAUCAUUUCAUUCAAACACCAGUGAUUUUUACAACAUUUUUUUAUUUCCCUCUAUUUUCCCCUAUCCUCAAGGAAUUCAAUAGUUUCCACAAAUCUAUUUCCUGAUUCUCUCCCAGCUCUCUGUCUUGGUUUCCUCCUGGUGUUCCCAAUCUUGGUUUACAUAAGGAAGAAAUUCACCAUGCUAUUUAGUUUGUGAUCCUCCAAGUAGCUACUAAGAUCCUGGUGGGUACACCUGCCACCUUAAAAGAAUUCCCUCACUUCUUACCCAGGGAAUCAUGGAAAGUCAUUGAGUACUCCUUCAAUGGUAUAUGUGAACUCAUUUUUGCAACUGGGUAUAAGAAUUUGAUUCAGUAGUUUGCUAUAUUCCCAGUAGGAGGGACCGCCCAGUAUCAUUAUCCUCAAUUUUCCUAGAUAGUUGAUACUUAGUAUGUGGGUAAAAUGAUUUGAAAAGCAUAAAGCAUUUAAAUUAAAUUAAUUUAAUUUAAUUUAAUUUAAGGUAUUCUUUUAUUAGUCAAUGUUUAAUACAAUUACAGCAUCAGGAGUUCUAUAAAGCAUUCAGUGGCAGAAAUAGGAUUGGAACUUUAAGUGCUUUGUAUGUUUUAUGAGAGGAAGUAUGUUGCAAAGGAAAGUACCGUACCUAAAUUCAACUUCUGGCUUGGUCUUUUACUCCCUGUGUGACUUUGGGCAACUCAAGUGGCCUCUCUGGUUCUCAACUUCCUCAUCUGUAAAAUGAGGGAGUUGCAUUGGAUCAGAAGUAUCAAAAAGGCUAGUAUCAUUCCCAAACACAGCCUGAUCAGAUUAAAGAGCAAUUGAAAAUGAUUUACAAACACAUACACACAACAUUUAAGUGUCCCCUUUCUAUUUGAGUUUAUCAGCACAGACUAAAUGACCUCUAAGGUCCUUUUCAAUUCUAGAUCUAUGAUCCUGUAUUAGGUUAUAUUAAUUCCCAGGAAAAAUACUUCAGAUGAAUGGUUAAACAUUUGGAAUCCAGAGAUUUUCUGAUAUAUAAGUGUUUUGAUGCCUUUUCAAUAUUAUUUCUUGAAAAAACCACUGUGUCUUCUUGGUGCUACAACAUAUGGAAGAAGAAAUUCAAUCCUUGCUACAAAGGACUUAUUCUAGAAACACAGUGUAGAGUAAUACCCAAUGAUACUUUAGGUUUAUGGGAUAUAAUAUGACAUUUGUAAUGUUGUCUUGCCAUUGCAUGCCCAUCAUGUAUCUCACAAAUUUUCAUCAUUUUUAUGAACUGCAAAAUAUGGUGCAGUGUUUCAACUUGACCAAAGUGGUAUUAUUCUGCUGGGAAGUAUAAAAUACUAGACAUACAA
Molecule: messenger RNA, 7562 nt
Organism: Monodelphis domestica (gray short-tailed opossum)
Lineage: Eukaryota; Metazoa; Chordata; Mammalia; Didelphimorphia; Didelphidae
Gene: LIN7A
Product: lin-7 cell polarity scaffold A
Molecular function (GO): protein binding
Source: RefSeq, a predicted model, not a curated record